This is a messenger RNA of Uloborus diversus, 996 nucleotides long. Its product is annotated as homeobox protein MSX-1-like. The transcript is spliced from 2 exons. Gene Ontology annotation, biological process: embryonic morphogenesis; regulation of transcription by RNA polymerase II. Gene Ontology annotation, cellular component: nucleus. Lineage: Eukaryota; Metazoa; Arthropoda; Arachnida; Araneae; Uloboridae. Gene Ontology annotation, molecular function: RNA polymerase II transcription regulatory region sequence-specific DNA binding; DNA-binding transcription factor activity, RNA polymerase II-specific. The record is from RefSeq and is a predicted model, not a curated record. The coding region runs from base 1 to 996 and encodes 331 amino acids.
AUGCAACUCAGUUCGCCUAAUGGUUCUGAUGGCAACAUCAUUCACGAAACGACAAACAGCACAGAAUAUCACAGACUUUCACCUGGUAUGCUAAGUUCGCGAUUGUCCAUGACGGCCAGACAUCAAAGCAGAUCGCCUUCAAAAAGUCCAGAUGUAAUAGCCACAAAAGCAAUAACCAAAUCGUCCAAGACUUUUUCCUUUUCUGUGGACUCUUUGUUAUCAAAAGACAGGAAAUCCUCUAGUCCGGACUCUGUUAGGUCUGAAAAUAGCAACAAAACAGCUUUAAAUGGUUCCUCUAGUCGUCAAGUCAUGUCCGAUAUCCUAAGUAGAAGAUUCAGCGUGGACAGAAUUUUAGACCAUGGAAUGAAAACGACGGGUUUGAGUCCAGGUUGCCUGCCACCAACAUCUGUGACAAAAAAUGUGGGAUUAGGACAUCCAGAAACGAACUUAAGUACUUCUCCCUGGAGUCACCCCCUCAGUGUAGCUCUGCCUUGGUUUCAAAUGACGAGAUCCCUGUCCCCAAUUCAUAAACCUGGUGAACUACCGAAACUCCCUGCAGUGAAAUGUCAGUUGCGUAAACACAAGAGCAACCGAAAGCCCCGCACACCCUUCACAACUCAGCAACUAUUAGCUUUGGAACGAAAAUUUCGUUCGAAACAGUACCUAUCUAUCGCUGAACGGGCAGAAUUUUCCUCUUCAUUAAACCUCACGGAGACACAGGUGAAAAUUUGGUUCCAGAAUCGCCGAGCCAAGGAAAAGCGUCUCAAGGAAGCAGAAAUUGAGAAAUUGAGAAUGGCAGCUAGACCUCUGAUCCCUUCUUUUGGCUUUGGCGGACAUGGAUUUCUUGCUGGAGUACCACCACCAGCCCAUAUAGGCACAAAUGGAAUUCCUGUGUCAAGACCCUUUUUAGGACCUAUUAUGUCUCCUUAUCCAUUCUAUACGACGUCAACUUCCGGUAAUGUACCCUCUCCCAUGGCUACGGCCUGUCCCCAAUGA